CAAGCUCAUCUUUAUAAUAUGACAAUUUGGACUUCCUCACAUGUUUCCUCUUCAUCUCCCUUUUCCAGUUCUGUGUUUCCUCUUGGCCCUCUCUUUCUGCCUCCUUCUUUUCAUACCGACACAUAUUUCCAUUUUCCCAGCGUCUUCCCCCAUUUCUUUCAUCCCUCCCUCCCUCCCUUCCUCCUUCCCCUCGCCCGUGCGGCUCCUCUGCUCAGGUCCGUCCAUCAUGGUUCGGUCCUGCUCUGUGUCUUUGAUUCCCAUCUCCUCUCAUUCCUCAGCCUGACAGGCCUGACAGCCCGUCCCAAGCUUGAUUGGACCGUCACUCACAGGGCGACGGGCGAAAAUAAACCGUCCGUCCUCGGCCCCGAUGUUAAAAUCACAGCACCGCUGAAUCAUGGCGCUCCAGCCGUCCCCAUGCACAGCUGGGUGCUCGGCGGCAUAAACAACGCAAACACAUCCACACGCUGUCCACUUAGAAACACGAGGGUUUUAGCUGCACCUCUCACUCUUCUUUUAUCUUCACUCCUCCCUCUCACGUGUUCUGUGUUUGAUUGGUGUUGUUUGCACGGCUCUUUACAACCCCGCCGGUUGAUUCAAAAAGGCUCUAGUACAUACUGUGUUUACUCCUUGUACUUGAGCAAUAUGGGAUAAAAAACAGACAUCCCAAGCUUCAAACUGCCAGGAACAUUUAGCUUUAAAUCAUGAAAAAAUCAGAGUAAAUGUCAGUCUGUUUAGUCUAAAUUAGUUCGAGUCUGUAGAUGUUUAACACACUGAUAAAUGUCGAGUGGUUGAGUUUAAAUGUUUAAAUGUGUGCGACAGUUACAGCCACAACUACUGCGAUGUGGACUCUAGCCUCUGUACAUGGAGCGGGACAUAACUGCCAGGCUGUCCGAUGUGGUUUCUAACACCCCGAUAUUUGACUACUUAACCUUCUGGUGGGAUAAAGCUUCUUAUAAACAACCGACAUUCAUCCUUCCAUCUUUAUUUGGAUUUAUAUUUGCGUCCCGGUCUCAAGAUUCAUUUAAUGAAAAAUAAAACUGAUGAUGAAAAACCAUCACCUGACUUCCAGUAUUGUCCAUUAAGCAACAAUAAUAAAUGACAGAAAUCCAUUAAAAGGCUUAGAAAAGAAAAAAAAUGUUACCUUUAAUAAAGUGGUGGAAGUUUACAUUGCUUCAAUGACACAGAUUUGUCCCAAUCAUCAAGGUGCUCUUGGUUUAAAAAAUAACAGUUUCCUAAAAUAGAAGUUAUUUUAAGCACAGCACGUCCGUCUUUUCAGCUCAGUUUGGUUAUUUUUGUGUCUUCCUGCUCUCUUUAUGUUUGAACCUCUGACAUUCUGCAGACACAAGACACCACCUCCCCUCCUGCCCAUCACUCACCACUCCCCGGCUACACCUGCAGUCACCUGUGCUGCCCUGUGCGGGGACGGGGUGUGUUUAAUGUCAGGGUUCACAGCUGGCUGGUGUGUCGGGGCCCUGCCUCCCGCCCUCUGCUUGGCCUUGUCAGUACCGUUGCCACUCAACUGUAGUAACCUUCUCGUCCACCGAGCCUUGUUGUUUCUACACGGGAACAUGAGUGAUGGUGUGACUUCCUGCUGCUGCGCUGCCUUGUGACAUGCUGUGAUUUUCAAAGACGUAGCCAUUAGCCCGGGACAAUGCGAGACCUUUUGUGCAACCGUGAAAGGUCUGCAGCAAUUUAGUUGUUUUUUUCCCCCUCCUGCCAUGUUACUUAAUUGUUCAUUAAUUAGAAUAGAAAGUGGUGCAAAGGGCAGCGUUUGGGCUCGGGCCAUCUGUUCACAUUAUGGUUGGAAAUUUUGACAACAUAUUUAGAAACAUGGUUUUAUUUUUGCCAAACUAAAAUGAACAAUUAAUUCAAGAAUUAUGAGAUUUCAAAUCGCCCCAAAUGCAAUUGCCUAAGGGCGUCACUCCAAUUAUUUCAUGCACAAGCAAGCAGUUAACAACUGCAAACAAAUGAUUCUUCUAUCAACUGAGUUCUUGUUUUUUCAAAAUAAUAAGAAUAAAAGAUGUCACAACAACACAUUUAAAAAAUUUAAAAAAACGCUAGGGCCUCGGUUGAGUGCGCCGAUUGGUUCAGUGGCUCCGUGCCUGGCUUAAGGGCACCUCGGCAGAGCUCAGAAAGUUAACUGGCACAACGCCAGCUACCAGACCAAUGUCCAGACUUGGUCCGCACCGGGACAUGAACUGGCGACCUUUUGGAUCCCAAUCCAAGUCCCUUACAGACUGAGAUACUGUUGCCCCAUGGUGGUGAUAUUUGACAACAGUGCAUUAUGUUACCAGUCUUUUGCUGCACGACUUUAAAGGCUUUAUUUGUGAUUUUUCACACUUAAAUAUAAUAGAAAUCAAGUAUCUCCUCUGAAAAUAACUCUGAGUCAUGACUGUCUAUAAUGGGUGUAACACCCGAGUCCCACUGUCUGUGAUGCUUUCUGAGUUUUCCGAGUCCUAUCUUCAGUUUGUUUACAUCGUCAGGACAGCCGGCUGACUCCUCCCCUUGUGUAUAAAAGUUGUUUAAUUGAGGGACUAGAGAAAAGAAGAAUAACAUACUGUACUCACUGCUUAACUGUGUUUCUAGAUCACGCUCAUUUCAGGUAAAUUUACAUGCAGUGUGAAGAUACGAGCAUAAUAAAGAUCGCUAGCAUUAGCAUGCUAACACAACAAUGCAGUGCGAGUUGUUUUGGUUUCAUGCUGGUGCUCAAGGGCGACAUCUGCUGGAUCAAAAAAUCUCAUAUAAAGCCUUUAAUUAAUCACCCAAUACAGAGAGAAUCAUGAAACACCAAAUAUAGAUACAACAGGUAGUAUACUGCAGUAUCCGCCUUCCACAUCAUGUCGAUAUACAAAGGUAAAUACUGUCUCGACCUGUCGGAGUCCGCCUCUUCAUUCCCCGCCUCCUACCUACAUAAAGCAUGAGGAUCAUUAUCAGCUCUUCAGAAGACCUCCUCCUCCUCCUUCACACUGACAGUAGAGAGUUUCUCUAAUUGAUAUUGAGUGCUAUGAGAGGAGAGGGAAUAAGUUAACAACCUCUUCACUCAGUAAACGAGUAUUAAUCACUCGUGUCCAUCUCUCCUGGGACAGAUGGAUGGAUGGAUGGCUGCUGGGAGUCUCAGAGGAGUUACUGUCUGUAUUAACUGUGGAGUCAGUGACAUAUGGAUCACGUGCUCCUCAAGAAAAAAGACUUCAAAAUGAUCUGUGCAGGGUGUAGAUUACAAAAGAGGCUUUGCUUAUAAUGAAAAUCUGUUGAAUCAAAGUCGAAUGAAUGUCUUAUUUAGCUGUCAAUGUAAAGAAAAUUCAGAAAUCGUACACAAUAUAAAGUUCUGUUUGAGAGCUCAUGAAAGGAAAUGGUCUAAUGAUUAUUUUAUUGUAUCUUCAAAGUAACUGGACAGAUUGUGAUAAACUGAGUUUUUAUGUGAAAUGUAGGAGAAGCUGCACCACAUUUUUAUUUCCAUUCUUUGCGCUCUGAAAAAAACAACAACUUAAGGUUUCAGCCUCAGCGAUCCAUCCGUCUCACCCUCCGUCUAAUGCUCUUAGUUUACUCCAACACGGUGUACGGAGCAGAGGAAAUGCCCGCAGGGAUAUUCACAGCUGCCCGGUGCCAUUUUAAAUGGGUGAGGGAUGGCGAUAUUGUUCUUUUGAAGGUCAUGGCUGCUUGAGUGGAGAGUUCGCUUUGUCCAGAGCGUUGCUGCUCACAGGGGAGCUGCACAAAUAUGAACAGGUGGUAAUGAACCGUGCAGCAGGAACACAGUUCAGAGGUCCAGGAAGAUUACAGUUAAGGGUGGAUUAGAAAACAUCCCUCAAAUUCUGUUCCUUUUAUCGCAAUCUUUUAGUCAGUAAAAGACUUCAGUGAUCAGACGUAUUCCGCAUGUAUCUGAGGGCCCCUGCUCGGUAUCGAUGUCGGUGUGUGUGUAAUCAGACGCUGAACUUUCUGCUGAGAUGAGUUUCAGGGUGAUUAGGGGAAUGUUUUUCGGAUGUCUGCUUUGGUUGGGGGCGUGAUCAAUUGGAUCCAUACCCGCUAACGAAGCUUUUAAUUAUGGUUGUGACCUCCAGGUCUUGUUUACGUCAAAGUUGCCUUCAGUCCAGAGCUAGACUUUGCUGCACCUUCCACUAUGUAUUUCAAAGGAUGCUCUGAAACUGUAAACUCCUCACCUGUAUCAGGAGCGUCUAAUAUUACCAGAUAUAUUCAGUCCCUCUUUCAUAAAUGAUUACUCAAACACAAAGUUUAGACAUUGUGCGGUUUGUUUUGCUUGUAAAUGCAAAUUUUCCAGCUCAAUGCAGAGUUUGGAUAAUAAUUGCCAAUUGGAUGAUAAAUACCCCCACACUCUAUCAUCUCAGUCCUGAGACUUCCUCUAUUUAAUGUGAACAUGAAAAAAAACGUCCUUUCUUGUUCUGUCAGACUUACAGUCCCAUGCUUUUUGAAUCUUUUGCAAAAUAUCAGAUUUUCUUUCAGAGUAAAAGGUUGCAUCCUGCUCUGGUUCUGUUAAAAUAUCUCAGUGCUACAUGAAGCGUUUCUGCUUCAAGGAUUCUGAUGAUAAUAUCCACUGCACAGUCAUAAAUGAGUAAGAGGAGGUUGGACCCCACCCUCAUCUAGCAUUGAGGGGUUACACUCUAGAUAUUUUGAUAUUCCUAUUCAGCCGACUUCACAAAACCCUAAUUGGAUUGUUUCUUGUCUGGCAGGUUUCAGAGACAGAUGCAUUACCUUCUUAUCUGGGUUUUUAAUGUGCACAAUUUUAGAGCUCCGACUGAGUGAAAGGGGCUAAUUGAUGUUUUCAUGAAGCUGUUAGAGAGCGUCAUGGAGUCUGGCUGACUCAUCCCUGUGAACCGGAGCUGCAGCAGCGAGGAGCGCUAAACAGCGGGGCCGACCGCUGUGCCUGCUCUGUGCUGUGUUUACCGAUAGCCGUAUCUGAGAGGACACAACUUGUUACGAGGCAAGGCAGCCACUUAUCACUCAGUCCUCCCAACAAACUCAGCAGCAGUAUGACCCGAUAUGAUUGAAGAUUUCAAGCUCUACUGCAGCACGAAAUCCACAGACCUUGGUGAGAAGUGGGGGGGAAAAAGCCAAGGCUUCUACUAAUUACCUAAGAGAUUAUCCAAGAGGCGCUUCAAGAGUCUCUCUUAAUUAACGCCGGGAUGAUUGCUGCGCUCCAAAACCACUAGAGGGAGGACAUGUUUGGAUUGGCAAACGAGAUGAGAAAAGAGAAGCGCUGCAUGACCGGAUUGUUGCGCUGCAUUGAGGUACAGUGUGUUUUUCCUGAGUGUUUGAAAAGCAGGGCCACCGAUCUCAAGCGCAGCUGGGAAGUCCUUGACCUUUACACUAUCAUCAAUGAGAAAUUGCUCAGGCUUAAGUGUCCCAGUCAUCCUCUCAGAGAAACCAGACCCCCCAACUUGCAGCUUUCUUCUGCUCCGCUGCGCACAAGAUUGAUCAUCCCCUCUCACCUUCUACCAUUUUCUACUCAUUAAUUGAGUCCAGGAAUCCCAUCUCUUCUGAAGAAUCCGCGGUCAAUGACUCCUUGGAGCAUUGAGGGUGUGUGCCAUCCAAGGCUUAACAGCAACAGCUUUGUUUGCCACCAGCGAGAAUACAGCUGUAGGAGCCUUCUCUGGAGGGUUGUUAAAGCUGAAGCGCUCCUCACAAGGUCAUUGCCAUUCCCGUCCAGGUAAUAUAAAUCAGAGGCUGCGAGAUGGACGGGGGCACUAGUUAUGUGGAGGUGAUAUGUGACCCGGUGACACCUUCUCAAUUUACUCAGUUUCCGUUGUCGCGCGUCAAGCGUAGUCGGAGUCGCAUGUCAAUUUGAAAGUACACGUAAUCACAAUAUCCUGACAGAUAUCUGAAGAGUUAUACGGCCCGUCCAAUCUGAAUGAAGGAGCUGUGAGGAGGGGGAAGAUGGUCCUUGCUACUGCUGUCACUGGGGACAUGGAAAUGUGUUCUAUGAGACUCCAUCAGAGAUUCAAUGGCAUCUCUUAGAGGGGCUUUAUCAAUCUGUCAAUGCAUAAUAAGAAAAGAAGAUCGUCAUGCAAGGCCCAUGCUGUAAUGACAAUAAGAAGAGAUGACAGGUUCAGACCUACACCAAUCUUUUGCAUCAAUCCAGAGACCUCCGAGGCCCUGCUGGAUUUACUGUGUAAAUAAAAUACCAGUCUCUUGUUUCCUUGGUCCUCCAGAGAGCUGUCAAGGUGAUCACAGAUAAUAUGCUUUUUUUUUAUUUCAGGGCUGCACAAAGCAUUGAGAUUCAUGGCUGUAGGUGCAAUAAAGUGCGAUAAAAUUGUCAUGGGCAGACGUGAUUCGCCCACCUCGUGUAGCAGAGAGUCGGUGACAAAUGAGCACAUUAUGAAAAGCUUCAUUCUGCCCGGCUUUGUUCUCGGGUGUUCAGCUCCCUUCUACCAUCUGAUUGACUUUCAAUUUCUUUGAAAACUAACGCAUUAGUUCCUGUGUCUUAAGUAAGACGAAUGAGUUCUUCCCUCCAAUUAGCAUAAACCUUUUUGAAAUACGUGUGGGCAGAAAAAAAAGAGAGAUGUUAUGCUUUAGUAUUUGCAAUUAGGAGGGAUAGAACUAAAGGGGAAUUCCACCAUUUUUAAACCUCAAUAAGUAAUAGGUACAGAAAGUCUUGGAAUUACCUGCAUAAAUAGCUUGAGCUGGCAGCUGCAAAACAGGCUGUAUUGGCUAUAACAUAAAAAUCAUAUCCACUAUAAAUGCUUGAUUUGACACUCACAGUAUCAAAAUGAUAUUUGACGUGACACCACUGCAGAAAAAGCAAUUUUUUAAAGGAAAGUGCCAUUUCAUUGAUCUACUCAAUACAUGAACUUCAAAGUGUCUACAGCUGCCUGAAGCAAUAAGUCUGUCUGUGAUUUUGCGUUUUAAAGGCAAAUUUGAACGAGACAUAAUAUUUGUGUAGCACAAAUAAGACAAAAAAACUAACUGUUAGGGAUAUGCAACCCUCUACUACUGCAAGGACAAAUCCUGCUUUUCUCUAGGUCUCUGGUUGUUUUGUUAUAAAGAGCUGUUGAUGGAAAAAAAAUAUCUAACUCUAAAUUCCAUCACUGCCAGGAUUCUUUCCUGGUGCUUUCACACAUGCACAAAACUUCCAGAAAAUUUCAGGCUGAGCUUCAUGUGUGAACGCAGAGAGCCGCAUUUCUCCACUCCUGCCUUACCUGGAAUCUUUGCUGCUAGACACGAGUAAAGUUUCUGUAUGAAGUUGAGGUGAGCUGAUGUGAGAAUGCAGCAGGUAGUGUCCUGAAAAAUUCCCCACGAGUAAGUCGAAGGGGGGUGAUCAUGGUAAUAUCCUGCAACUGUCACAAAACCAUAGUAAUUUGGACCACGCUGCUGCCAGCUGAAGAAAUCUACAGAAGCAGUUCUUAAACUUUUUGUACCUCUUAGCCAUUCCUCUCAAAAAAAACAUUUCAGAACAGGUUAAUGAGUAAAGACAGAAUCCUUUUUUCCUGGAGUCUGCCAUCAUGUGUUCUUCCUCACAGCCUCUCCUGCAGUAUUUUAGUCUUGGCUGAACUUGUAAAAGAGGAGCUUCAGGUAGUGUAUUAGUGCCGAACCACCCCGAGGCACUCUUAAUUAAAAGCCCCAUGCCAGUUUCCUUCCUGCGAGUGUCGGUGUCAGAUAGGCAUAAAGCUCACUUUCUCCUGCCCGCCACCUUUUCCUCCCUCGUGUACGGCGGGGAGACAGGUGGCUGUGCUCGGUCGUUCACACGCUGCAGACAGAAAGGUGGAAUGAAGAUGAGAGUUUGAAGGAGAAAAAUGUCAGGAGGAGCAAAGAGGAGCAGACAGAUGGGGUAUAGUGAUGGCUCUUUCACAUAUUAGAGAUGUUUUUUAUGACAAAGAAGUGGAGAGUCAUGCAGAAAGGAAUAGGCAAUCUACAAAAGAGCGGAGAAUCGGAGACGCUUUCAUGACCUAAAAAGAGUCCUUUAUUAAAGUGAUAGCUUGUGGGAUUGUGAUCCUGACUUCUGGUUAAAGCUGAGUUGUAGUGGAUCGGGAGAAAACUAUUAACAGUCAUUGAUUUAUCUUUUCAGCCAAGAGUUAAGCCAAAGUGUCAGAACAUUCUCUGCUUGUAUUGUUUAUAUAUUAUAGUAAAUGAAAUCGCAUAUUGUCACCAUUUAUUCACAUUUAUAUAAAGACAAUAUCUCACAGAUUAAGCAUGAGGAAAAUAAUUGGUCAUUGCUGCCCUACGUCUUUGUCCGUGUCCUUGCAGGUUGGUCCGAUGCCCGGCAGUUUAACCCAUGUGUAUAAAGGGGGGGAUGGAGGUCAGAAAGGGGAGGAUUUCAACUCCCAGAGCUUUUCCCAGAGCCAGAGAUUACUUUGGAUGAAAGCCAAAAAAGCAUUAAAUAUUGACCACCUAUGGGACAGGUUUUCACUUUGGCAGCUGAUAUGUUUGAGUGCUCCAUCUACACGUGUACUGUGUAUAUAUGUGUGUGUGUGUGUGUGUGUGUGUGUGUGUGUGUGUGUGUGUGUGUGUGUGUGUGUGUGUGUGUGUGUGUGUGUGUGUGUGUGUGUGUGUGUGUGUGUGGAUGUGUGUGUGCGUAAAAAGUGUGAAACUAAGGGGGGAGGAUGUAGGUUUGACUUUUCAAAUUCUGGAUAUAUUUCUUUGUUGUAGUCACAGCAAAGAUCACCUUGUGUCACCAUUAAUGUCCCAUUAGAAGACAAUGAAAAUAUAUGCAUCGUGCAUAUUUAAUGUCACAUUUAUCAUCAGCAGCCCUUCUGAGUGAAUGCAAACUGAGUCAAUUUGCCAACUUGCCUCUUCUUUGUUUAAAAGGGAAAGUGAUUUUUACUUGCAAAAAAUCUCCCAGACACCAAAAAUUAGUCUAAGAACGCAACACAGUAAACAAAGAGCAAGAAAGGAGAACCUCCAUCAGAGGUCGGCACCUCUGAGGUCGUCCAUAGGGCGGUGCCACGGGCUGAUUCUUUGGGCCAAUCAACGGACUGCAGUGUGUCUAGCUCCAGCCUUUAAGGUCAGAUUGAUACCCUUGGCACUUGAACAGAAGGGCAGCAAAAAGGUAGGACGGCAUGGAUCGGUUAUUUUGGUACCAGAAUAUGUGUACCAAACCAAACUGAACCGGACCGCUUGGUGGAAACAUGGCUUUAUGUAAACAAAGAGUAUUUCUACCUGCAGUAAUACAACUGUUUCCUUUGAAAUCCUCCAAGGACUCUUCUAUUCUUGUUAAUUUUUUUCCUUGACACUUUCCUCCUAUCCCCUUUUAUUGCUGAUGGUUGCUGUUUCCAUUUGUUCAGUCCGGCCUGAUAAUUAGAACGAGUUCUGUCCUCCUGAUGUGCAUUAAAGUGCCACUGCAGCUGAUUGAUGAUGCCUGUUUGGAUUAUUUUCCUGCAACUUUUGUAAUCACUGCAAACCUGCGCUAGAACCAGAAACAAAACCAUUCUGAAACCUGCUGUUCUUACCCGCGCUAACCAUCCAAGACAGCAGGGUCUCUCUUUCAUGUGUACACUAAAGUCUCAGAGCGCUGUCUGUGGUCUAAACUCAUUUUCUGCACAUGUGUGACAAAUUAUGGGACUGCCUGUGUUUAAAGGACAGCUUGAUGAUGGAAGUUGUGGAGCUGGCUGCGUGCCAUCGCAGGGCUAUGACUAACUCCUGGUGUCACGGCUUGAUUCAGAGUGUGCCUGUCACAUAGCUGUCGGUCCAUAACCUCACUGCAUGCCACGCUGAGGGGGGUCUCCUUUUGACAUGCUCAUGCUAGUUGCCACCUCCACAAUCAAUUGGAGAUGGGAUAUUAACAGCAGGAGGUGGAGACACAUGGGGAUGGCUUUUCUAUCUUCUACUAACUCCAAUGAUUCUAUGGUUGUCCGUGACAUUUCCCCUGGUUUUUAUUUUACACCUGAUGUUUCUGGGACAAACAGCUGGAAGGCAGAUCCACUCCCAGAGUAGAAACCUUAUAUACUGUCAGUUAUGUCAGCUAGAAACAUGCCUUAAGGACGUUAGGACCUGGAUGACCAGAAAUUUUUUGCUACUUAACUCAGACAAGACUGAAGUUAUUGUGCUAGGCCCUAAGAACCUCAGAGAGACUUUUUCUAGUGAUGUGACUGUCCUUAAUGACAUCAGCCUGGCAUCUAGCACCACUGUUAGGAAUCUAGGAGUUAUUUUUGAUCAAGAUAUGUCUUUUAGCUCUCACAUCAGUCAAGUUUCAAGAACAGCCUACUUUCACCUUCGUAAUAUAUCCAAGAUCAGGAAUAUCCUGUCGCAAAGUGAUGCAGAAAAACUAGUUCAUGCAUUUGUUACCUCCAGAUUGGAUUAUUGUAACUCUCUUUUGUCAGGGUGCUCUGGCAAAUCUCUAAAGACUCUUCAACGGGUCCAGAAUGCUGCAGCUCGUGUACUGACCAGAACCAGGAAAUGGGACCACAUUACUCCUGUCCUGGCUUCUCUGCACUGGCUCCCUAUACAGUCUAGAAUAGAAUUCAAGAUCCUUCUUCUCACCUACAAAGCUCUAAAUGGCCAGGCACCAUCUUAUCUUAAGGAGCUACUAGUGCCGUACUGUCCCUUGAGAGCGUUGCGGUCCCGGAGUGCAGGCCUGCUGGUGGUACCUACAGUCUCCAAGUGUACUAUGGGAGGUAAAGCCUUCAGUUAUCGGGCUCCUCUCCUCUGGAACCGCCUUCCAGCCGGGGUCCGGGAGGCAGACACAGUCUGUAUUUUUAAGAUUAGACUUAAAACUUUCCUUUUUGAUAAAUCUUAUAGUUAGGGCUGGUGCUGGUGUAGACCAGCUCUUAGUUAUGCUGCUAUAGGCUUAGACUACCGGGGGAACUGGCACCUUGAGCUCCUCUCUCUCUCUCUCUCUCUCUCUCUCUCUCUCUCUGCAUAUACAGUACAUCAUAUUACUGCAUGUAUCUAUCUAUAAAUCUCAGUCACUAACCACCUACUUUCCUGGGAGCUCUUGAGCUCUCCUAGGCUCCUCAAGAUCGUCGGUUGACGGCUUGCCAGAACAACCCCCACCCCACCACUACCCCCUCCCCACCGGAUCGUGGGUUGGCGGCCUGCCAGAACAACCCCCCACACCCCCUCCCCUCCCCACCGGAUUGCUGAUGGACGGUCUACCUCCCCCCACCCCCUUGCUCUCUAUCCCUCUUCCUGCAUCUUAUCCCAUCUCUCCCCCUAUCCCUUUCCAAGCCCGGCACAGUCUAGGCCUGUGAAGACUGUUUCGUCAUGAGCCGGGGAUCCGGCCGAAGAUUUCUGCCUUUUAAUAAGGCAGUUUUUUCUUACCACUGUAACUUUUGCUGCUUUGCUAAAGUGCUCAUGAUGGAUAGGCCGGAUCUUUGUAACAUAGCAAUAAGUAAGGUCUUUUUACCUGCUCUUUUGUAAUGUUAACAGACAAUGAGUAAGUUUGGUUGACGCUAUACAAAUAAAAAUUGAUU
Molecule: messenger RNA, 11357 nt
Organism: Labrus mixtus (cuckoo wrasse)
Lineage: Eukaryota; Metazoa; Chordata; Actinopteri; Labriformes; Labridae
Exons: 2
Coding region: 9782-10687 (301 amino acids)
Source: RefSeq, a predicted model, not a curated record